Molecule: messenger RNA, 882 nt
Organism: Lampris incognitus (smalleye Pacific opah)
Lineage: Eukaryota; Metazoa; Chordata; Actinopteri; Lampriformes; Lampridae
Gene: ier2b
Product: immediate early response 2b
Source: RefSeq, a predicted model, not a curated record
GAAUAAAGUCCGCGUGACGUCAGAGCAGAAAUAUAACACCGCCCCGCGACCGGCGAGUUCCCAUUUACCCCGCGAGCGCAGCGCGAGCCCCUCAGGUCGCCGUCGGAAGGAUUAACUGGAGAGUGCGCGCGGCCGGAAAAAAAGUUGGUUUCACAAGCGCGACGCACGCGUGCCGAAAGAUGUGUAUCGGGCCAGCGUCGAAAAGAAGACGAGCCGCCACAACGAUGGACGUCAACGCCGAAAGCCAAGAGGAUCCCUGGCCAUGUCCAUAAGCAAGCUGUACUCGUCCCGGAGCCAGCGGGGCGGGCUCCGGCUCCACCGCAGUCUGCUCCUCUCGCUCGUCAUGAGAUCCGCCCGGGACAUCUACCACACCGCCCACCUGGCGCGGCUGGCCCGAGGACGAGCCCAUGGACCACAGCGGGGUCUCACGAGGCCCGGACGCCCUCCUCCUCCCCCGCCGCCGCCGCCUCCGCCUCCGCCGCCGCCUCGCAGGAGAAUCCCGAGGAGCUGCGGAGCCCCAGCGAGGGAGGAGACGGCGGAGGACAAAGAAAACGUCAGCCCGACCAGACAGUCCAGGAAGCGCCGGGGGAAGACGUCGGUGGCGCCCGACUUCCUCCCGAGCAAGCGGGCCCGGCUGGAGCCCGGGGAGGAGCGGCACGCCGUGGCGGGGCUCGGCAGCUGUCGGACCGGGCUCGGCGAGACCUUGACCGCCUUAUCGUUCAACCCGCUCAUACCCGCGUGCUGAGCUGCUUAUCUCGGGAGGACCCCAGGACGGGGUCUGAACACUCAUCUCUCACCAAGCCGGAGAGGGAUCCGGAUCUCCUGGUUGCUGUUUGUGCACAGAUGGGGAGGGGAGAAAGGGGAGGGGAGGGGGGAGUUCAU